Molecule: messenger RNA, 741 nt
Organism: Laccaria bicolor S238N-H82
Lineage: Eukaryota; Fungi; Basidiomycota; Agaricomycetes; Agaricales; Hydnangiaceae
Exons: 8
Coding region: 1-741 (246 amino acids)
Biological process (GO): base-excision repair, AP site formation
Molecular function (GO): mismatch base pair DNA N-glycosylase activity
Source: RefSeq, a predicted model, not a curated record
AUGUGGGCACUUGACGAGGGUCCCAAUCAAUCGGUCGGUCGUUUAGAACCUGGCUCUUCCCCCAAGAAACAGAAACGGGGGUAUGCCGAGCCGUCUACGUACGCUCACCUGCGGGAACUUCGGAAUCACUUGCGGAGUGGGUUAGAAGUGGUUUUUUGUGGUAUUAACCCAGGUCAGACGUCCGCUGAGAUAGGGCACCACUUUGGUGGCCCAACAAACCACUUCUGGAGCUGCCUGUACGAAUCAGGCUUCACUACACGACUUCUCCGUCCUCAAGAAGACUUCAUUCUCCCAGAACAGUUUUCGAUCGGGAUGACGAAUCUCGUUGAUCGUCCAACUGCUGAGCAAAGCGAGCUAUCCCAAGCCGAGCAAUUAGCGGGAGUUCCUGCUCUCCUCGCCAAAAUUGCCACACACCGCCCCAAGAUUGUAUGCUUUGUAGGACUGGGAAUAGCGGACAUCGUCAAAUCUAAAGUGAUGCCGGCUGGAAAGGGCCGAAAGAUGAAGGCGGCUAUCGGGAUUCAGCCCUACAAGCUUCAGUAUCAAGGUGAACAAGCAUGCCCCAAGGAAACCCUCUUCUACGCUGUGUCGAGUACGUCGGGUCGCGUGGUUACGUACCAGAAAAAGGACAAGGUAAACCAGUUUAAGGCUCUGAAGUCGGUCUUGGAAUCUUUGCGGAACAAUAAUGUUGAUACCUCCUCUCUUCACGCUCUCCAACUGAAUGAUCUACAAUGUGUAAUCUAA